Molecule: messenger RNA, 3749 nt
Organism: Nicrophorus vespilloides
Lineage: Eukaryota; Metazoa; Arthropoda; Insecta; Coleoptera; Silphidae
Product: structural maintenance of chromosomes protein 3-like
Exons: 9
Coding region: 23-3634 (1203 amino acids)
Biological process (GO): mitotic sister chromatid cohesion
Cellular component (GO): chromosome
Molecular function (GO): cohesin loader activity; ATP binding; double-stranded DNA binding
Source: RefSeq, a predicted model, not a curated record
GCACACAACUUUAAUAUACAAUAUGUACAUAAAACAGGUUAUUAUCCAGGGCUUCAAGAGUUAUCGAGAUCAGACUGUUGUUGAGCCUUUUGAUAAGAGACACAAUGUAGUUGUUGGAAGGAAUGGCUCUGGCAAGAGUAACUUCUUUUAUGCAAUCCAGUUUGUACUAAGUGAUGAAUUCUCGCAUUUGAGGCCAGAGGAAAGGCAAUCCAUGCUUCAUGAAGGUACUGGCCCUCGAUCAGUACAUGCCUAUGUUGAAAUUAUUUUUGAUAACUCAGACAAUCGUGUGCCAAUUGACCAAGAUGAAAUAUUCUUGAGACGUGUCAUUGGUGCUAAAAAGGAUCAAUAUUUUUUAAACAAAAAAGUUGUGCCAAGAAGUGAAGUCAUGAAUUUAUUGGAAUCUGCUGGGUUCUCAAAUUCUAAUCCUUAUUAUAUUGUUAAACAAGGAAAGAUCAAUCAAAUGGCAACAUCACCCGAUUCUCACCGUUUGAAAUUAUUGAGGGAGGUAGCUGGAACGAGGGUGUACGAUGAGAGACGUGAUGAAUCGAUGGGUAUUUUAAGAGAAACAGAAGGGAAAGUCGAGAAAAUCGUAGAGUUUUUACGCACUAUUGAAGAUCGUCUUAGCACUUUAGAGGAGGAAAAGGAAGAGUUGAAACAGUAUCAACUUCAUGAUAGGAAUAGACGAGCUUUGGAGUACAUUAUUCAUGAAGUUGAAUUGAAUGAGAACAAAAGGAAAUUGGCAGAUUUAGAGAAACAACGAGGCGAAUCUGGUUCGGAACAGGAAAAACUUGCAGCUAACCUCAAGAAAGCUCAAGACCAAAUUAAAACCCUAUCACGUAAAUUAAAGGAAACCAAGAAAGGGCUUUCGUCUAUGAAAGACGAACGCGAUAUUCUAAACACGGAUAACCAAUAUUUGAUCAAGGAAAAGGCUAAAUUGGAUCUUACCAUUAAAGAUCUUUCAGAGGAAGUGCAGGGUGAUAACAAAUCCAAGGAACGCGCCGAGCACGAAUUGACGCGUUUGGAAAAUAAUAUAAAAGAAAAGGAGGCCGAGUUAGAAAAGGUGAAGCCGCAAUAUGAGGCUAUGAAAAAGAAGGAGGAGGAAUGCACGAGAGAGCUGAGUCUGAAGGAGCAAAAACGUAAGGAACUAUAUGCCAAACAAGGCAGAGGUAGUCAAUUUACUUCUAAAGAUGACCGCGAUCGUUGGAUUCAAAAUGAAUUAAAGUCGUUGAAUAAACAGUUGAAAGACAAACGAGACCACAGAGACAAGUUAACCGAGGAUUUGAAACGCGAUGCUGCCAAACAAAUUGAACUUAAUAAAAAGAUCGAAGAGCAGACGCAAGAGAUGGAACGGCAACGCAUUUGCAUCGACGAACAUAACAAGGCAUGUUAUGAAUUGCGCAAAAACAAGGAUCAGUUUCAAACGACCAGGAAUGAAUUAUGGCGCAAAGAAAAUAAUGCGCAGCAGAACAGAGCUUCAUUGAAGGAUGAAUUAGAAAGAGCAGAUCAAUCUUUACGUUCAAUGGCCGGUAAAGCUAUUUUAAACGGUCGCGAUUCUGUCCGAAAAGUCUUGGAAACAUUUAUGGCCCGCGGCGGAAGGGAUGCAGAAAUAGCACGGUCUUAUUAUGGACCGGUCAUAGAGAAUUUCAAUUGUGAUCAGUCCAUUUACACAGCCGUCGAAGUCACAGCAGGCAACCGUCUGUUCCACCACGUUAUUGAUUCCGAUAGGAUCGGAACGCAAAUUCUGAAAGAGAUGAAUAGGCAGAAGCUGCCUGGCGAAGUCACUUUCAUGCCUUUAAACAGGUUGAAUGUCCGAGUGAUGGAUUAUCCACAGGACGCGGAUGCCAUUCCCAUGGUCUCAAAAUUGCUUUACGAUGAAAAAUACGAUAAGGCCCUUCGAUUUCUGUUCGGCAGAACCUUAAUUUGUCGCAAUUUGGAUGUGGCUACGAAACUAGCUAGAACCACAGGUUUAGAUUGCGUUACAUUGGAAGGAGAUCAGGUCUCAUCGAAAGGUUCCAUUUCUGGAGGAUAUUUCAAUACGUCUCGUUCUCGCCUCGAGAUGCAGAAAGCUCGAACAGAAUUAAUGGAACAGAUUAAACAAUGCGAGGACGAGCUGCAAUCGCUUAGGGACGAUUUGAGUAAAACUGAAACAAGCAUCAAUAACGUCGUCAGUGAAAUGCAAAAGACAGAAACAAAAACAUCAAAGGCGAAGGCUAUUUUUGACAAAGUCAAGGGUGAUUUAAGAUUGAUGAAAGAGGAGUUGGCGAGUAUUGAGAGAUUCCGCGCGCCGAAGGAACGUUCUUUGACUCAAUGUAAGUCUAAUUUGGAAGCAAUGCAGACCACAAAGGAAGGUCUUGAAUCAGAGUUGCAUCAAGAACUCCUAUCUCAAUUAUCUGUCGCCGAUCAAGCACAGGUAGAUUCAUUGAAUGAUGAUAUCCAACGGCUGCAGCGCGAAAACAAAGAAGCCUUCUCUAUGCGCAUGAAAUUAGAAGCGGAGAAAAACAAGUUAGAUAAUUUGCUAACGAAUAAUUUAAUCCGGAGACGUGAUGAAGUGGUUCAUGCACUCCAGGAAAUAUCGUUAGAAGAUCGUAAGCGCCAGUUGAUAAACUCUAAAGCCGAAUUGGAGGAAACCGAUAAGAAGUUAGAAAAGUCCAACAACGAUGUAAUAUCUAUAGAUACAAAAAUCAAGGAGGUCACAAGAAAAAUGAAACACGAAGACUCAGAAUUAGAUAAGCUGAAGAAAAUCGAGAAAGACGCACAGGACAGGAUAGAUGAGGACGCAAAGCAUUUAGAGAAAUACGCCAGUAAACAAAACCUACUGGAACAGAAGGUAGCUGAAUCUGUGGAGAAGAUCAAUCAAUUGGGCGCGAUUCCAUCUCAAGAUCUUUACACGCAGUAUCACAAAAUGUCUUCGAGGGCUUUGUUCAAGGAACUCGAAAAAACAAAUAAUCACUUGAAAAAGUUCAGUCAUGUUAACAAAAAGGCGUUGGACCAGUUCAUGAGUUUUUCAGACCAAAAAGAGAAACUGCAAAAACGCAAAGAGGAAUUGGACAGAGGUGACGAGAAGAUCAAGGAACUUUUGGCGAUGUUGGAAACAAGGAAAAUGGAAGCGAUCCAAUUCACUUUCAAGCAGAUCUCGAAGUACUUCACACAGGUUUUCAAGAAGCUGGUACCUGCGGGUAAGGGCAAGUUGAUACUGAAAACGGUGGAUAACGAUGAGGGCAGGGAAAUCGGACCGGAGGACACAAAUGCCGACGUGUUCACUGGUAUCGGAAUAAAGGUGUCAUUCACUGACUCAGACGCGGAAAUGAGAGAAAUGAACCAGCUAUCGGGUGGACAGAAGUCGUUGGUCGCACUGGCCUUAAUCUUCGCCAUUCAAAAAUGCGAUCCAGCUCCGUUCUACCUUUUCGAUGAAAUAGAUCAAGCUUUGGACGCGCAGCACAGAAAGGCCGUCGCUAAUAUGAUUCAUGAACUGACAGGAGAAGCGCAAUUCAUCACAACCACUUUCCGACCUGAACUGUUGGAACAUGCCAAUAAAUAUUACGGCGUUAAGUUUAGGAAUAAAGUCAGUCACGUCGAGUGCGUUAGCAAAGAUGUUGCCAGGGAUUUCGUCGAAGACGAUCAAACGCAUGGAUGAGAACGACUCCAUAGUUUUAAGCAAAUAUAUUUUCUAUAUUUUGUUAGUAUUCACUUAUUUAUCUUGCAUAUGUUGAACCAAUUAGAAACUGAUAAAUAUAUUAUAUUCACCAAGA